AAACCUAAAAAAAAGAACAUUUAUAUUCAAUCUAAAACCCUAGCUCGCUUCACCUCCUUUUUAUUAUCUCCUUCCUUCACUUUCUCUCUCUUCAUUGCAGUUCCGCCUCUCUUCAACCAUGGCUCCAAAGAAGGAUACUAAGGCUGCACCUUCAUCAAAACCGGCUAAAUCUGGUGGUGGAAAGCAGAAGAAGAAGAAGUGGAGUAAGGGAAAGCAAAAGGAGAAGGUGAACAACUUGGUGUUGUUUGAUAACGCUACUUUUGACAAGCUUCUUUCUGAAGCUGCUAAGCAGAAGGUCGUUACUGCUGCUACUCUUUCUGAGCGUUUCAGGAUUAAUGGGUCUCUUGCAAGGAGGGCAAUCAGAGAGCUUGUGACAAGGGGUGCUAUUAAGAUGGUAGCUCAUCACUCAAGCUUGCAGAUUUACACCAGAUCAACCAAUGAGAAAGUAGUUGCUGCUGCUUAAUUUCUUUAGUACAUCUGAUGGUUGCCAUGGGCAGCUAGUUUUGAUCAUCAUCUUGUAGGAUAAUUUUGUUUUUGACACCUUUCUUUGAGGCAAAUACUCGACUAGAACUCUUAGCCUUCGAGAAAUUAUUUUAUUUCCAUCGUUGAACUUUCUACUCUCAGUGUGUUAAGAAUGCAAAAUUUCUAUUAGGAAGUGCUUUUUUUUCAUGAUUCUCA
Chenopodium quinoa (quinoa) is the source of this 678-nucleotide messenger RNA. RefSeq names its product 40S ribosomal protein S25. NCBI's taxonomy places the organism in Eukaryota, Viridiplantae, Streptophyta, Magnoliopsida, Caryophyllales, Amaranthaceae. Gene Ontology annotation, molecular function: structural constituent of ribosome. Gene Ontology annotation, cellular component: cytosolic small ribosomal subunit. The record is from RefSeq and is a predicted model, not a curated record. The transcript is spliced from 4 exons. The coding region runs from base 119 to 463 and encodes 114 amino acids.